AUGAACUUCUCGGAUGAUGUCUGGCUCUACGAGGAGCCUUGGAACAUAAGCACAGGAGAGAAAGAUGCCCAUAAACUUUUAUUUGGCAUUGGCGCGGAUAAUUUCAUCACGCUCAUCGUGUUUGGACUUAUCUUCACACUCGGAGUGCUGGGGAACUCUAUGGUCAUCACAGUUCUGGCCAAAAGCAAACCUGGAAAACCACGGAGUACUACGAACAUUUUCAUCCUCAACCUGAGCAUAGCCGACCUCUCCUACCUGCUCUUCUGCAUCCCCUUUCAAUCAACUAUUUACAUGAUGUCAACGUGGGUCCUCGGUGCGUUCAUAUGUAAAUUUAUACACUAUUUCUUCACCGUGUCAAUGCUUGUGAGCAUUUUUACGCUCUCUGCCAUGUCCGUGGACCGCUACAUUGCAAUCGUGCACUCCAGAAAGUCCUCAUCCAUCCGUGUGGCCAAACAUGCUUUUAUCGGAGUGGUGGUGAUUUGGAUACUGUCGUUGGCCAUGGCAGCACCUAUCAUGUAUUACCAGAACAUAUUCCAGAGAGGGGAGAACCACACGUACUGCUGGGAAGUGUGGCCGGACCAAAACCAAAAGAAGAUUUAUGUUGUGUGCACAUUUGUGUUUGGUUAUGUGUUACCUCUGCUCCUCAUCUCCUUCUGUUAUGCCAAGGUUUUAAAUCACCUACACAAAAAGCUGAGAAACAUGUCCAAAAAGUCAGAGGCAUCAAAGAAAAAGACAGCCCAGACGGUGCUGGUGGUGGUGAUAGUCUUCUGCAUCUCCUGGCUGCCUCAUCAUGUGGUGUACCUCUGGGUGGAGUUCGGCACCUUCCCCUUGAACCAGGCCUCCUUUGUGCUGCGUGUGGCCGCUCACUGUCUCGCCUACAGUAAUUCAUCAGUCAAUCCGGUCAUCUACGCCUUCCUGAGCGAGAACUUCAGGAAAGCGUACAAGCAAGUGUUCAAAUGCCAGAUCGAUUGUGUCGUGCUGUAUGACUGA
Molecule: messenger RNA, 990 nt
Organism: Knipowitschia caucasica
Lineage: Eukaryota; Metazoa; Chordata; Actinopteri; Gobiiformes; Gobiidae
Source: the annotation of a GenBank genome assembly